Molecule: messenger RNA, 956 nt
Organism: Lactuca virosa
Lineage: Eukaryota; Viridiplantae; Streptophyta; Magnoliopsida; Asterales; Asteraceae
Source: the annotation of a GenBank genome assembly
AUGUCUACUCUGUCAAAGAAAGAAGAUAUCUACAAUAUGCUCUUGAAAGGAAUCCUCAUUCAAGAGGGCAACGUGUGGUUUUCAAUUGGAAGUAAUGGAAAAAGAGAUGAAUUGAUAUCAGCAAGAAAGUUUUCAUACAAAAACCGAUUGUCACAUAAGUGGCGAUCUGCAACAAAAUCAAGGUUUCAUAAAGUGGCAGAGAUGUUAGAUAUCUCCAAUCUAAAGAUCCAAAUAAAGAUAAAGCCUCUUUUUUUUGUGAAACAUGAAGAAAUCAAAGUUGAAAAUUAUGACGAGGGUGAAAAGUCAUUUAGCGAAAAUGAAGUGAGCAAAAAGAAGCAUUAUAUGCUUUCAGCAAAGGAGGCUCUUUAUGAAUCUUCUAAUGUGAAGCUUUUUGAUUCAAUACCCUCAACCCAGUCAAGAUUCCAAGAGGUGAUUGAGCUUGCACGACAACAAGUAUUCCAUAUCAAGUGCAAGAUUGAAAGUCAAAGGUUGUCACCAGAUACAGAAUACGCAUGUUACCUUGUGUUCAAGCUUUCAGAAAACUGUCACGGGUUGCAUUGUCCUGUAAUAGUACGAGAUGUACUCCAACGCAAAAACAAAGAGAAAGGAAUUCUUUAUUUUAGAUCCCCAACCCCAUGUAAUGUCAAUGACACUAAUCGGGUUCCAAAAGAGAGGGAAGAUAUAUGGAUGGAGGUCAAUGUGUGGCAAUUUAACUCAAGUAAUCAGCUUCGAGAUGAUUGUGUUUCUAUAAAUUUGAAACUGAUAAGUUAUGAAGGAACUAUGUCUGGCCUUAUUGUAAGCAGCCUCGAGUUUCGGUCUAUUUAAGCUGAUAUAUGAGAUAAUGAUGUCAUUUUUACUGUUUCAAGUGCUACAAGUCUACUUGUACAUUUUCCACCAAACAAUUGUUCAUCGUUGUUACAGACAAGCUCAAUUACAUUGUAUGCACUAAAUGGCCC